AUGUUAAUUGUUUUGCAGAUCAAGAAAAUGUUUUCUUUACGUAAGUUAGCUUACUAUGUUUGCGACGAAGAAGAAAGAACAUUUUAUGACGACUUAGAGACGAUCAAAAUCGACAUUCAACAUUGUUGUAGUGAUUUAUUGACAUUUUUACAAAAUUUGACAAAUUCAAAUAAUAUGGAUGACAAUAUUGAUUUAAACUAUGGCGAAUACUCGAUGAUUGAGAAGGCCUCAGCUAGUGUACAUCUGGAGUGCUUGACGUUCGCCGAAAGUCGCGGGUUCCCAUAA
Macrosiphum euphorbiae (potato aphid) is the source of this 285-nucleotide messenger RNA. NCBI's taxonomy places the organism in Eukaryota, Metazoa, Arthropoda, Insecta, Hemiptera, Aphididae. The record is from the annotation of a GenBank genome assembly.